Molecule: messenger RNA, 15472 nt
Organism: Drosophila virilis
Lineage: Eukaryota; Metazoa; Arthropoda; Insecta; Diptera; Drosophilidae
Source: RefSeq, a predicted model, not a curated record
UGCGGUGCAGCGGCGUUCGCGUCUAAGUUCUUCCACUUUUACAUUCGGUUGCGCGCCGUUGUACGAGACGGUCGCACAAUUUUCGUGCCAUAAACAUCGUAACCUUUUUCUUUCUUUAUCACGUCUAAACGCAUCAGAAGCAACAACUCGAAUACGAACCCUUAAACUGCCCAAUUAAAUAAUCAAAAUAACCAAAUAGCUGCCAAACACACAAAGUAUAGAAAAAGGAGAACGAAAAGCCCCCCGCACACACACACACACACACACAUACACAAGGAUGGGAUCAACGGGAUCCCAAACGGGCGCCGCGACGUUGCGGCAGCGACACGCAAUGUCGCUGCUCUGGCGCCUCUUCGCCGUUGUCCUCGUUCUGAACGCCUGCCAUGUGCCGAUGCUGAAUGCCAAGCAAAUCUCAAGUCUCGAUGACAAUGACAACAUGUUCUUCGAUCUGGAGGAUCAGACUCCGUUCACGGGGUCCGACAAUCUGCAGCCGUAUACGCCCCUCAGCGACGAGCCCGCCGUGGAGGGCAAUUGGUUCCAUCAGGGCGUGAGGCGUGUGCGUCGCGAGCUGAAUCGGCUCUUUGGCGGCAACGAUGUCCAUCACAGGCAGAAGCGCGCCAAGAAGCCGGCCCUCAAGAAGCGUGCGGCCCUCACAAAACGACAGCAACGUCCGGUCAGUCACCGGAAACGGGCCUCCGACGAUUACGAGAACGAGGUGGGCUCCGGCAACGAUGGCCUGGAAACCGUACUAUACCGCACACGAUUCACCGUCAAUGAGCCGUACGAGAACGACUUUAAUGACAAGCGGAGCGAACAGUUUCUCAAUCUGACCGAGGAGAUUGGCCGGGGUUUGCGCGAUCUCUUCCGGCGCACCUACGAGGGCGAUGACGACGAUGUCGAUUUGCGCUCCACUCUGCUGCAAGUCGGCCCGACAAACGAUCAGUACAAGAGCUAUGUGAUUGUCAAUCUGGAUAUACCCACCGAUGUGCUAGACUUCGAGAGCAAGCUGCGCCAUCAGCUGCAGACAUACAAUCGGAUUGGCAAUCAGAGCGCCUCGCUGGACGAUGAUUUCUAUUUCCGUCUGAUAUUGGAUGACCAGUGCAGCAGCCCGAGGGACUUUGACAUCGACGAAUUCAUCUGCGAGAGCGGCGAAAUUGAGAGCGUGCCCUGCACAAACACAUGCAAUCGUCAGCCCGAUUGCGAAGAUGGCUCCGAUGAGAAUGCGGAGAUGUGUCGGCGUCGUUUGCUGCGCUAUCCGAAUCCCUAUGCCAGGCCCAGUGUGCCGCUGGCCCCGGUCUAUUCCGAGGAGGAUGAGGAUGCGGACGUUGAUGUGGAUGUCGAUGAGGAUGUUGAUCUGUGCAAUUCUGUUGAUGAGCCGUUCACAUGCAACAGCGGCCGUCCCUAUCAGAUCUAUUGCAAAGAUAUUUGUAAUGGCAUUAACAAUUGCGAAGAUGGCUCCGAUGAGCGUCCGGAACUGUGCGAUCAGCGCAAUCGAAAGAAUUCGAUAACAAAUUCCACCGAUUGCGAAUCGGAAAACGAUGAUUUUCAGUGCGAGAGCGGCGACAAGCUGAGCACACCCUGCUACAAUAUAUGCAAUGGCCGUGCCGACUGCGACGAUGCCUCCGAUGAGAAUCCCGAGCUGUGCGUCCGCCGCAGCGGCCAGCCUCUGCCUGUGCCUGUGCCCGUGCCCGUGCCCGUGCCGCAGGAGCCGACAUCCACGCCUGUUGAUAGCUCUAGCGUGCCGCAUUUUGAUCAAUGCGAUGGCAACAAUGAUUAUUUCCAGUGCAAUAGCGGCUAUAUAGCGAAUAUACCCUGCUAUGAUAUUUGCAAUGGGCGGGAGGAUUGCGACGAUGGUUCCGAUGAGAACCCGGCUUUCUGCAGUGCACGCCAAGAGGUCAAGCACACCGAGAUCUAUUGCAUUGGCGAGGGCGAGAAUCAAGUGUGCCAGCUCACGCCCAUCGAUAAGGAUCCUAACGCCCCUGAAACGACCGAACCGACUGACGAGGAAGAUGGCUCCGGAGAACCGGAAUGCCGAGGUGAUUCGACAUUCUACUGCUACCGCAGCAACACUCGCGUCUGCGACGAGAUGAGAUGCGAUGGCAAAAAUAAUUGUCCCCAAGGCGAAGAUGAAGAGGAUUGUACCGGGAACGUCGAGGUUUGCAAAGAUGAUGAAUUCAAGUGCGACGAUCGCUGCCUGCCGCUCUUUAUGCGCUGCGAUGGCCUGAUACAUUGUAACGAUGAGACAGACGAGGCUGGUUGCCCCAAUAAAGAGGAAAAUGAGCCCGAACCCGAACCUGAACCCGAACAACGACCCGACCAGGAGCAAGAUCAAGAUCAAGAUCGUGAACAAGAUCAAGAUCGUGAACAAGAUCAAGAUCGCGAACAAGAUCGCGAACAAGAUCGUGAUCAAGAUCAAGAUCGCGGCCAAGAUCGUCAGCCCGCACCCGAACCCGAACCCGAGCCCCAGCCACAGGAUUGCAGUGCCAGCGAAUAUAGAUGCCGCAAUGGACAGUGCAUUGAGGCCAGCAAGCUUUGCGACUAUGUCAAGGAUUGUCCCGAUGGCGAGGAUGAGGGCGAAGAAUGCCCCGCCGCCUGCAGCGGCAUGGAGUAUCAAUGUCGCGAUGGCACCCGCUGCAUCAGCGUCAGCCAGCAAUGCGAUGGCCACGCCGAUUGCAACGAUGCCGACGACGAGGAGCACUGCGAAGGAAUUGUGCCAAAGCUGCGCUACACGUGCCCCAAGGGCAAAUUCACCUGUCGCGAUCUCAGCUGCAUUUCGAUUGUGCAUCGCUGCGAUGGACGCGCCGAUUGUCCGCACGAUCGCUCCGACGAGGAGGGUUGCCCCUGUCUAUACGACAAAUGGCAAUGCGACGAUGGCACUUGCAUUGCCAAGGAGAUGCUCUGCAAUGGCAACAUCGAUUGCCCCGAGGAUAUAUCCGAUGAACGCUACUGUGAGGGUGGCUACGAUGCCGAUGAUCAGUGUCAUUUUACUGAGUUCCGCUGCGGGAACGGUGAGUGCAUACCGGUGCGUCAGGUGUGCGAUAAUAUCUACGAUUGUAACGAUUACUCAGACGAGCAAGACUGCGGUAAGUACCAUCGCCGUCCGCGACCACCGCCGAAAAUUGGUCGCGAUAACGAUAACGAUAACAAAAUGCAUAUCGGCAUGCACGAGCUCGAUGCGAAAGAGUUCUCACUGUACCUUCCCCAUGACUUAUACGAAAAGUCAAGUCCCCAAAAUCCGUGCGCCACCAAUCAAUUCGAAUGCGGGAACAAAGUCUGCAUACCGCUUCAUCUGCGCUGCGAUGGCAGCUACCACUGCAACGACAAAAGCGACGAGGAUAAUUGCGAUCGCUAUAAGCGUCCAGCAACCACCAGGCGACCCGUGACGGCCGCACCGACGCCCUAUUACUGGGCAAAGGUGCCGCCGGCCUCACUGGAGCGCCAGACAACAGAGACGACACAAUCACCAUACACAGUAACAGCAGGCACGCGUCCAACCACUAACCCAAUACCAAUAACAACGAGAGGAGUAUCAUCAUCAUUGCCCAGCAAUUGCCUCGAAAACAUUGAAUUCGCGUGCCACAAUCGCGAUUGCAUUCCGAUUGAGAGCGUCUGCGAUGACAUUCCCGACUGCCAAGAGCAUGAGGACGAGGAUUAUGCACUAUGCAAUUGCAGCAGUGACAAGUAUAAAUGUGUGCGCGGCGGCGGUUGCAUACCCAAAACCCAAGUCUGCGAUGGCAAAUCUCAGUGCCGCGAUGGCAGCGAUGAGAGCGCAUGUCACUUUCAUGCCAAAUUCAAUCUGAGCCGCCCGAUCAUCGAAUGCCAGAGCUUCCAAUACCAAUGCGGGGACGGUAGCUGCAUUUCCGGCUAUAAGCGCUGCAAUGGCAUCACCGACUGCGCCGAUGGCGCCGAUGAGUACAACUGUCUGAUCAACUACGAGACGAACUACGACAGUGACUCAGACACAGACCCCGACAAUGAUCCAUUGAACGAGUGCGAUCUGUAUUAUUUUGAGUGUGACUUUGGCCAGUGCAUACCCUUAGAGAAGAAGUGCGAUGGCUAUGCGGACUGUCAAGAUGAAACCGAUGAGCUCGAUUGUCCGGCCUUUACAGAACAUUGUCUAGAGCACGAGUUCGAGUGCGAUGAUUAUUGCAUACCACGCGAUCAGCUGUGCAACGGUAUUGCCAACUGCAACGAUGGCAACGAUGAGCGCAACUGUACUUCUUGUCGCAAUGAUGCCUAUCUCUGCAACACUGGCGAUUGCAUUGCCAGCCAGCUGCAUUGCAAUGGCAUCGCUGACUGCACCGAUGCUAGCGAUGAGCGCAACUGUGGCAGCGGCUGUACGCUCUAUCAGAUUGCCUGCAACGGCGCCUGCCUCGAUUGGUCGCUGCGAUGCGAUGGUAAAUUCGAUUGCGACAAUGGCAUCGAUGAGCGCGAUUGUCCGGACACACACACAGCUGGCAACAACAAUUUUAGAAACACAACCAGAACUAAAACCUGCCAACCGUAUCAAUGGCAAUGCGCGAACUCUGAAUGCAUUAACGCCGAUUUUUUGUGUGACAAACAAGCCGAUUGCACGGACGAAUCGGAUGAAUUGGCGGUUAAUUGCUUGGGACAGGCCACCAAUCGGCUAACCGCCGAUGACUGCCGCCGGGAUCAAUUCUUUUGCGAUGAGUCGUGCUUCGAUCGUUCGAUAUACUGCAACGGACAUAUCGAUUGCACAGACCGCAGCGAUGAGCGCGACUGCCAUUUGCAUACCACACGUCAUCCAUUGUACCAACCGCUGCCCUGUCCACAGCACACUUGCCCCAGUGGCAGGUGCUACACGGAGAGCGAACGCUGCGAUGGCCGUCGUCAUUGCGAAGACAGCUCCGAUGAGGCAAAUUGCUGCGCUGCGGAUCAGUUCCGUUGCCGCAAUGGCGACUGCGUGUCCCAGACGGAUGUUUGCAAUGGCUUUACCCAGUGCAUGGAUGGCUCCGACGAGGAGAACUGCGAUAUAAUGCAAUGCCAGCCGAACCAGUUCCGCUGCCGGAACGGCCAGUGCGUCAAUCAGGCGUUGCGCUGCAAUGGCAAGACCGACUGUCAGGACAGCUCCGAUGAGCACAAUUGUGCUGGCAGCAGAUCCGCAACAGGCAGCACAACACCAGCCACAGCCACAACCACAACUGUGGUGGCCAUCACAACGAUGUCGAUGGGUGGAAAGCGCAACAGUUGCCCACCGAGCAUGUUUCGGUGUGAGCACGGUCCUUGCCUGGCGCACGGAUUGCGCUGUAAUGGUGUUAUCGAUUGUCCGUUCGAUGCCAGCGAUGAGCUGGACUGUGAGCCCAUCACUAAUGAGAUCGAUAUUUCCGACCCGUCGCCAGCCGGACGCAAUCAGCUGAACCUGAAGACCUAUCCCGAUAGCCAGAUCAUCAAAGAAAGACGCGAGGUAAUCUUCCGUUGCCGUGACGAGGGUCCAGCCCGCGCCAAGGUUAGGUGGUCACGUCCCGGCGGUCGUCCCCUGCCCGUGGGCUUCACCGACAAGGGCGGACGUUUGGAAAUACCCAACAUACGCUUGGAGGACUCUGGCACCUAUGUAUGCGAAGCGGUUGGCUAUCCGAGCUACGUCCAGGGUCAACAAGUCACCGUCCAUCUGACUGUCGAACGCUUUAACACUGUCGAACACGAUCGCCCGCAAACAGCCUGCAGCGAGUACCAGGCGACCUGCAUGAACGGUGAGUGCAUUGAGAAGUCGGAUAUAUGCGAUGGUGUGCCCAACUGCUCGGAUGGCUCGGAUGAGCACAGCUGCAGCCAGGGACGCAGAUGCCAGCCGAACCAGUUCCUGUGCAGCAACUCAAAGUGCGUGGAGCGCACCUGGCGCUGCGACGGCGAAGACGAUUGCGGUGACAAUUCCGAUGAGCAGUCCUGCGAUCCCGAGCCCAGCGGUGCGCCCUGUCGCUACAAUGAAUUCCAAUGCUCUAGCGGCCAUUGCAUACCCAAGAGCUUCCAGUGCGACGAUGUCAACGACUGCCGCGACGGCAGCGACGAGUUCGGUUGCAUGGCGCCCGUGCCAAUUCGCCCACCGCCACCCAUGCAAUCCCUGCUGGAGGGUCAGGCCCUCAAUCUGACGUGUACGGCAACGGGUGUGCCCACGCCGACAAUUGUUUGGCGUCUCAACUGGGGCCAUGUGCCCGACAAGUGUGUGUCCACUAGCGCCGGCGGCCGCGGCGAUCUCUAUUGCCCCAAUAUGCAGUACAAGGAAAGCGGCGCCUACUCCUGCGAGAUCAUAAAUACGCGCGGCACCCACUUUGUGGUGCCCGAUACCAUUGUGAAGGUGACACCCGAUCGCAAUCAGUUCUGUGCCGCUGGCUUCUUCAAUAUGCUGGCCCGUUCCAGUGAGGAGUGCAUCAAGUGCUUCUGCUUUGGUGUCGCUAACUCUUGCGAGAGCGCCAAUCUUUUUAGCUAUGCCAUACAGCCGCCCAUAUUGUCGCAUCGCGUGGUCAGCGUCGAUCUGAGCCCCUAUCAGCAGAUUGUUAUUAACGAGGGCACCGGACACAGCCUGCUCACCAUGCACCAUGGCGUUCAGUUCCGUGCCUCCGAUGUUCAGUACAACAGUCGCGAGACACCCUAUUUGGCCCUGCCCAGCGACUAUAUGGGCAAUCAGCUGAAGUCCUACGGUGGCGAGCUCAAGUAUGAGAUUAGCUAUUUGGGCAAUGGGCGUCCACUUUCCGGACCGGAUGUCAUCAUGACGGGCAACGGCUUCAUAUUGACCAAUCGCGUGCGCACCCAGCCCAAUCAGUCGAACAAGGUGAGGAUCAGCUUCCUGCCCGGCACCUGGCAAAAGCCCGACGGACGCAAGGCCACACGCGAGGAGAUCAUGAUGAUAUUGGCAAAUGUGGACAAUAUACUGAUACGCUUGGGUUAUAUUGAUGCUGUGGCGCGUGAGGUGGAGCUGACCAACAUUGCCAUGGACUCAGCCGGCACCUCGGAUCAGGGUCUGGGCAGCGCCUCCCUUGUGGAGAAGUGCAGCUGCCCGCCGGGCUAUGUUGGCGAUUCGUGUGAGAGCUGCGCACCGGGUUAUGUACGCCAGCCGGGCGGUCCCUGGCUGGGUCGCUGUGUACCCUUCGUGCCAGAGCCCUGCCCGGCCGGCACCUAUGGUGAUCCUCGCCGUGGUGUGCCCUGCCGCGAUUGCCCCUGCCCUCAGAGCGGCAGCAAUAACUUUGCCAGCGGCUGCCAGCUGAGUCCCGACGGCGAUGUCAUCUGCAAUUGUUAUGAAGGCUAUACUGGCAGACGCUGCGAAAGCUGCGCCGCCGGCUAUCAGGGUAAUCCGCUGGCACCGGGCGGUGCCUGCCACCGAACACCCGAGUCGACAUGCAACGUGGAGGGCACCUACAACCAAUACAGCAAUGGCAGCUGCCACUGCAAGGCCCUGGUCACCGGCGAUCGCUGCGACAGCUGUGCCCCGAAGAGCUUCCACCUGAACUCGUUCACCUAUACCGGCUGCAUUGAGUGCUUCUGCAGUGGCCUGCAGGCGGACUGUACCAGCACCUCUUGGAAUCGCGAACAGGUCAGCAGCAGCUUUGGACGUUCCCGUGCGCCGCACGGUUUCCAGCUGGUGCGCGAUUAUACACGCGUGACGCCACAGCCCGUGCCAUUCGAUACGCUUGCCUACGAGAUUAGCUUCAGAUCCAGCUCGGAUUACAGUGCCGACACCCUCUACUGGAGCCUGCCCGUACCGUUCCUGGGCAACAAGCUGACCGCUUAUGGCGGACGCCUCAACUAUACGCUUAGCUACAGUCCAUUGCCUGGUGGUCAGAUGUCGCGCAACAGUGCACCCGAUGUGGUCAUAAAGAGCGGCGAGGAUCUAACCCUUAUCCAUUAUCGCAAAUCGGCCGUCAGCCCCAGCACGUCCAGCUCGUAUGCGGUGCCCAUCAUUGAGAGCGCCUGGCAGCGCAUCGAUGGCCAAGUGGCUAAUCGCGAACAUCUGCUGAUGGCGCUCAGCAAGAUCGAUGCCAUCUACAUCAAGGCGACGUACACGACCAGCACCAUGGAGGGCUCCCUCAAGCAGGUCGUCAUGGACAUUGCCACUGCCAACAAUUUGGGCACUCAGCGCGCCUACGAGGUUGAGGAAUGCCGUUGCCCACAGGGCUACGUUGGACUCUCCUGCGAACGCUGUGCGCCCGGCUACAAACGCAAUCCCGAGGAGGGUCUCUAUCUGGGCCUGUGCGAGCCUUGCGAAUGCAAUGGCCACUCCACCCAAUGCGAUGCCGAGACUGGCGAGUGCCUGAACUGUGCCGACAAUACCGAGGGCGAGAACUGCGAGCGCUGUGUCGGCGGUUAUAUUGGCGAUGCCAGCCGUGGCACACCCUACGACUGCCAGCCGGACAACAAUGGACCGCAGCCGCCGCAGCCGGAACCGGAUAAUCAGCGUGGUUGCCAUUGGUGCAACAGUGACGGCACCGAGGACUGCCGCGGUGGCGUCUGCUACUGCAGGCGGAAUGUGGUGGGUAGUCGCUGCGAUCAGUGCCGCGAGGGCACCUUCGGUCUGUCGCCGCUACAUCCGGAUGGCUGCAAGGAAUGCUAUUGCUCGGGCCAGGCUACCCAAUGCCGGUCCGCCUCCGUCUAUCGCCAGCUGAUCGCCGUUGACUUUAUUAGCAACAAGGCGCUCAUCACCGACGAAUACGGCCAACAGAUGGAAAUGGAUGACACGAAUCUGAGCAAGGAUAUACCCAACAAUAAGUACACCUACACAUACCAAUCGUAUUCGCCCAAAUACUGGAGUCUGCGCGGCAAUGUCCAGGGCAAUCAGCUGCAGGCCUAUGGCGGCUUGUUGAACUACACUCUGGUCACGGAAUCGUUUGGCAACUAUGAGCCCGGCAACGAUGUGGUGCUUAUUGGCAAUGGCAUACGCCUGGUCUGGUCCAGACCGGCCGCUGAGUCCCAUCUCGAUGAGUACAGUGUCCGCCUCAGCGAGGAGGAGCAAUGGCAGCGUUUGGAUAGCGGCAGCGCCGUACCGGCGACACGUAGCGACAUCAUGAGCGUGCUGACCAACCUGGAGCAUCUGCUGAUACGUGCCACACCCAAAAUACCUACCACACGGACCUCCAUUAGCGACGUGACAUGGGAAUUAUCUGUGGAGCUGGCGCAGCCGGGCGCCGAGCAAGCCAUCGACAUUGAGCUCUGCCAGUGCCCAGCUGCCUAUACGGGCAACUCGUGCGAGAAUUGUGCACCGUUGCACUACCGUGAAGAGAGUGGACAGUGCCGUGCCUGUCCCUGCCAGGAGGAUAAUACGGAGAGCUGUUAUCUCGGCAGCAGCGGCUAUGUCGAAUGCCAGUGCAAGGCACGUUUCACAGGCGAUCGUUGCCAGGAUUUCGACACAUCUCGCAUUAUUGAAGAACCGCCCAAGAUAUGCGAUAUAAGCAGGGGAUUCUGUUGCAACGGCUUUCGGUUCGAUAUUGAGCCCAACGAGACAAUAUCGUAUAAUGACACUCUACAGAUAAUUAAGGGCAACAGAGUUAUAGGAAAUAUAACCAAACUGCGCCACGGCUGCCAUCAGCGAGACUAUGGAACACCGGAGCCAGCGCCAACCGAUCAGCCCGAUAAUAUACGCACCCAGAUCAUAGUGUCGAUAUCGAAGCCACAGAUCACCAUAAUGCCCGUGGGUGGAUCCAUGUCCCUGCACUGCAACGGUCGCAUGAAGUGGAAUAAUGAUCCGGUCUUUGUCAGCUGGUACAAGCAGAACAGCCGACUGCCGAACACAGCGGAGAUCGAGGGCGGCGUCCUCCAUUUGUAUAAUCUGCAAAUCGCCGACUCUGGCGUCUACAUCUGUCAGGCGGUCAACAAUCAGACCUCGCGCGUCUUCGAGGACAAGGUUUCCAUCACCAUAUCAAAUCAAUCGCAACGCUCGCCCGCCCAGAUCGUCAGUCUGCCCAGCACGGUGACUUUCGAGGAGUAUCAAACGAACGAGAUUAGCUGCGAAGUCGAAGGCAAUCCCGCACCGACUGUCACCUGGACGCGCAUCGAUGGCCAGGCGGAUGGUCAUAUGCGCACCGAUGGCAAUCGCCUGAUAUUCGAAUCGCCGCGCAAAUCCGACGAGGGACGCUACCGCUGCCAGGCGCAAAACCAAUACGAUUCCGAUGAGAAAUACGUACAGGUCUAUGUGCGCGGCAAUGCACCACAGCCGCCGCCGCCGGUACGCGAACGCGUCUACAUCCAGCCGGAGGAGUACAACGGCGAGGCCGGCGACACUGUUCGCUUCACCUGCCAAUCGACCAGCGGCGCCCAGCUGCACUACGAGUGGCUGCACGACGGCUAUCCACUGAACGGCCAGCGCAAUAUCCUGAUCAGCGGCGACAUGCUCGAGAUUCGCGAUGCCACCGGACGCGACUCCGGUGUUUACACUUGCGUCGGCAUCGAUUUGCGUACACGUCGCAAUUAUACGGAGGACGCACGCGUCUAUAUUGAACAGCGUCAGCUGCCGCCCUCUGGCGACGGCAUUUCGCCCCGUAUUGUGCGACUUAACGAUCAGACCUCCAUUGAUCAGGGCACCGACUUUAGCAUUACCUGCGAGUCCAGCGGCUCACCGUAUCCCAACAUCAAGUGGAUUAAGGUCGGCGAACCGAUGGCCGCCAAUGUCCAUCAAACCGGCAAUGUGCUGCGCAUUAUCAAUGCCAUACCCGAUAAUCGCGGCGUCUACGUUUGCACCGCCGAAAAUCCACACGGAUCAGAUCAGUCCAGCACUAGUAUCGACGUUGAACCUCGGGAGCGUCCGAGCGUUGAUAUAAUUCCGGCGGCGCCACAGACGUUCACCGUCAGCGCCCAGGGCAUGCUUUACUGUUCCGUCAAUGGCAUACCCGAGCCGACGGUGCAGUGGCGCCGCAUCGAUGACACGCCCCUCUCGCCCCGACACAGGCUGGUCAGCCCCGGCUACAUUCUCAUUGACGACAUACAGAUCGCCGAUGGCGGUGAAUAUGAGUGCGUGGCUGAGAAUUCCGUUGGACGCACCACCGGCAUUGCCGUGCUGCGUGUGGUGGAGCCACCGAUUAUACAAAUCGAACCGGACAAGUCGCUGGUGCGCUACACUGAGGGCGAUGAGGUGCGCAUAACGUGCAUUGCCAGCGGCUCGCCCAAUCCCACGGUGCACUGGGACAACCAGCCCGUCUCGCUGGAUGGCCGGCAACAGGGCGAGAAUACGGCCUAUUUGAAUAUCUAUCGCGUAACCCAGGCCGAUGCCAAGGUCUAUACGUGCAGGGCCAACAAUGAGGCGGGCACCGAUGAGCGCACCAUACGCAUCGAUGUGCAGCCCAAGCGCGGCGAUAUUGGUGACUCUGACGGCGAUGUGGAACACGAUCCCUAUCAGCAGCCAUAUUACCCACAGCCGCCCACAUUGCGUCCGUACCCGAUCCCGGAUAACAACCAGAGAUUCUCAACGAAUCUGGGCGACAAUGUGACCCUCACCUGUGACCUGGCACCGUUUUUGAGCACCCAGUGGGCACGUGUCGAUGGACAGCCGCUGCUGGCGAACGCCCACUCCGAACGCAAUCGUCUGACGAUCACAUUUGUCGAGGAACAGAAUCUGGGACAAUAUCGCUGCAAUGCCAUCGAUCAGCGCGGCACGGUCGUGACCUAUGUGGUUAGGGAACUGGUCCUGCUACCGCUGCCACAGAUCACGUUCCGUCCCAAUAUACCGCUCGAAGUGGAGGCCGAUCGCAACGUGGAGAUCGUCUGCCUGGUGACGGGUGCCCGGCCCGAGAACGUGCACUGGGCCACCGACAACAACCGACCACUGCCCAGCUCGGUGCACAUUGACGGAGCCACACUGCGCUUCAUAGCCAUAACGCCAGCCGAUGCUGGCGGCUACAGCUGCACGGCCUCGAAUGAGUAUGGCAACGUUAGCAAGACCGCCCAGGUGGUGGUCAGGCCGCCGACCUUCUACACACAGCAGCCCCAGUCGCUGCAGCAGGAGAGCCGCGAGGGCGAGAGCAUUCACCUGCGCUGCAGCGUGACUACGCAGCGCGGCGAGCAGCGCAGCAAUACUCAGUUCCACUGGUACCGCGAGGAUGGACGCCCGCUGCCGAACAAUGCGCGUCCCGAAAGCCAGGUGCUCAUCCUGACCUCGCUGCGUGCCGAGGAUGCCGGUCGUUACAUCUGCGAUUCGUAUGACAUCAAUACCCGACAGCGUGUGCCCUCCACCUACAUCGAUUUGCGUGUACAGCCAAAUAAGUACAAUUUGAGCUUGUAUAAGGGCGGCCAAGAUUUCCCCUGCAUGGUCUUAUAUAUAUGUGCAGAUUUUAAAUUGAACAAAAUGUCGCCGGCCAAACCACUGACACCACCGCCCGCCCGUCCCCCGAUCAUCUCCUACGCCUGCCAGCCGACCGACUUCAAGUGCAUCUCGCAUCCGCACACGUGCGUCAAGUCCAGCAUGGUCUGUGAUGGCAUCUACGAUUGCACAGAUCAUUCCGAUGAGUUUAACUGUACGGCCAGCCGAGGUGCGGCCACGGGAGUGACAGUCGGAGUGGGAGGGGGUCUGGGCGUGAGCACGGGCACAACAACUGGAACUGGGACUGGCACUGGAUUGGGCAGCUUUAAGCGCUGGAAGAAGAGCUACACCGGCAAGCAGAAACGCUCACAGCUCUGGAAACAGGAUCAGCGAAAGCAUCGUGAUUGGACGGCAAAGCAUCAAGUUGUGCGGCUGGCAAAAAGCUUCGCGGGCAUGCCCAACCCGGGCGCAUAUCUGCCGCCCUCGAGGGUCACGCCACCACCGGAGCCUCUGGUGCCACGCGACUACAGUCUCAAACUGGAUCAGCAGUCAUCGAAGUUGCGCGUCGGCGAAUCCACCGAAGUCGAAUGCUACUCCUCGGACAACAGCUAUACGGAUGUGAUCUGGGAACGUUCCGAUGGUGCUCCGCUCUCCGCCAAUGUACAGCAAGUGGGCAACCGUCUGGUCAUCGCGCAGGUGACCGCCGCGGAUGCUGGCAACUAUGUGUGCAAGUGCCGCACGGAUGAUGGUGAUCUGUAUACGACAAGCUAUGAGCUGGCCAUUGAGGAGCAGCCACAUGAGCUGCGCCGUCCGAAGAUCGUGCACGCCCAGGUGGGUGAUCGGGCCCAAUUGAACUGUGACGCCGAUGAGAGCCGUCAGCCCACCUAUCGCUGGACACGCCAAUACGGACAGCUGCAGCCGGGUCGCGAUAUACUCAGCGAUAAGUUGUUGCUGCAGGAUGUGCAGGCCAAUGAUGCCGGUAGCUACAUCUGCACCGCCGUCUAUAGCGAUGGCGAAUCCGUGGACUACCCAAGCAUAUUGGGCAUCACUGGCGUCAUACCGCAGUUCCAUCAGCAGCCGCUCAGCUACAUGAGCUUCCCCACGCUGCCCGACUCCUCAUUCAACUUCAACUUUGAGAUCACUUUCCGCCCGGAAUCGGCCAACGGUCUGCUGCUCUUCAAUGGACAAACGCGUGGAACUGGCGACUAUAUUGCACUCUCCCUCAAGGAUCGCAACGUGGAAUUCCGCUUUGACUUUGGCGGCAAGCCGAUGAUCGUUCGUGCAGAACAGCCGAUCGAGUUGAAUGAAUGGCAUACGGCUCGGGUACAUCGCUCCCGUCGCGAUGGCUACAUUCAGUUGGACGAACAGCAUCCGGUGGCAUUCCCCACGCUGACACAAAUACCACAGCUGGAGCUCAUUGAUGAUCUAUACAUUGGCGGCGUGCCCAGUUGGGAUCAGCUGCCGGACGAGGCGGUGGCUCAGCAAACGGGCUUUGUGGGCUGCAUCAGUCGACUCGCGCUCCAGGGCCGCACCAUUGAACUGAUGAAGGAUGCCAAAUUCAAGGAGGGCAUCACCAGCUGCAAGCCUUGCGCCACGUCACCCUGCGCCAACGGCGGCAUCUGCCUGGAGAGCCAAACGGAACUGGCCUACAGCUGCGUCUGCCAGCAUGGCUGGACCGGACGCAACUGCGCCGUCGAGGGCACCCAGUGCACGCCCGGCCUGUGCGGCGCCGGACGCUGUGAGAACACCGAACUGGACAUGGAAUGCCUCUGCCCGCUGAAUCGCACCGGCGAUCGUUGCCAGUACAUGGAGCACCUGAACGAGCACAGUCUCAACUUCAAGCGCAACAGCUAUGCGGCCUACGGCACACCUCGUGUAUCGCGCAUCAAUGUGACCCUGUCGCUGCGUCCAUCCAGCCUGCGGGAUGCGGUGCUGCUGUAUGCGGCCGAGUCGAAGCUGCCCAGCGGCGACUAUGUGGCGCUGGUGUUGCGCGACGGUCACGUGGAGCUGAUCAUCAAUACGGCGGCGCGACUGAAGCCUGUGGUGGUGCGCUCACAGAAACCGCUGCCGCUGCACAGAUGGACGCGCGUCGAGCUGCUGCGUCGCCAGGGCGAGAGCAUACUCCGUGUGGGCGAUGAGCCCGAGCAGCGCGCCAAGGCGGCGGGCGCACCGCGCACGCUCUCGCUGAAGACACCGUUGUAUGUGGGCGGCUAUGAUCGGGCGACGGUCAAGAUCAAUCGGGAUGUGAACAUUACGGACGGUUUCGAUGGCUGCAUUUCGCGGCUGUACGACUCGAUGCGUCCCGUACAGCUGCUGACGGGCAUCAAGGAUGCGGCCAAUGUUCAGAACUGCAACGAACUGAACGAGAUUGGCGGCGACAGCGACACCGACGGCGAGCAGCUGUCCAUGGGUGGGCCAGCCGGGUCAGUCGGCGGCUCCUCGCACGAGGAGGAGCAACAGCCCUAUGUGGCGGCGUCACCCUGCGCGAAUGAACCGUGCGAGAACGGCGGCACCUGCACCGAAAUGGAGCAGCAGGCGAUCUGUGCCUGUGCCGUUGGCUACAGUGGCAAGCACUGCGAGGAGCACAUUCAGGUGAGCUUCAAUGCCUCGUUCCGCGGCAACGGCUAUCUGGAGCUGGAUCGCAACCAGUUCAGCUCGCAGGUGGACCAGCAAUACACCUCGGCGGUGGUUGUCUUCUCCACCAGCAAACCCAAUGGCCUGCUGCUCUGGUGGGGCCAGAACGCUGGCGAGGAGUUUACCGGCCAGGACUUUAUAGCAUUGGCCGUUGUCGAUGGCUUUGUGGAAUAUGCGCUGCGUCUGGACGGCGAGGAGGUGGUCAUACGCAAUGUGGACACGCCCGUCGAUGAUGGACAGCGUCACAUUGUGCUGGUCAAGCGGGCGGACAACACGGCCAUACUGGAGGUCGAUCGCAUCUCUGACUCCGGCGAGACACGGCCCACCAGCAAGAAGGAGAUGCAUCUGCCCGGCAACGUCUACAUUGGUGGCAUACCGGACAUCUCGAGCUUCACGGGCAAACGCUACACGCACAACUUCAACGGUUGCAUUGUCUUUGUCGAGGGCGAAGCCGUCGGCCAGAUCAAUCUGGGCAAGGCCGCUGUCAACGGCGUCAACGUGGAUACCUGCCCCGUUAACGAUGAGGCCCUGGGCGGCACCGAACCACCCGUCGUUUAAGGCAACACACAGAAGAGAAGAAAGAAAACAAACUAAAAAAAAAAA